AUGUGUUGCAACUACAGCAACUCCUGUGGCUAUGGCUGCGGAUAUGGCUAUGGCUGUGGAUGUGGUCCCUAUUAUGGCUGUGGUUAUGGCCUGCGUUAUGGCUGUGGCUAUGGCUCAGGGUAUGGCUGUGGCUACAGCUCCCGCUGUGGAUAUGGCUGUGGAUAUGGCUGUGGCUAUGGCUAUGGCUCCAACUGCUGUGGCUACCGGCCAUUUUUCUAUAGAAGAUGUUAUUCCUCUUGCUGGUAG
Messenger RNA from Prionailurus viverrinus (fishing cat), 246 nucleotides. Its product is annotated as keratin-associated protein 6-2-like. The transcript has a single exon. The record is from RefSeq and is a predicted model, not a curated record. The coding region runs from base 1 to 246 and encodes 81 amino acids. Lineage: Eukaryota; Metazoa; Chordata; Mammalia; Carnivora; Felidae.